UAUCAUGGUCGGGUGCGUAUGAAUUCACGCCACAAGAAAGGAAGUAAAAUAACUCAGAAAAUUUCAAGAGCAAGCUAGCCUCCCACAAAAUCAAUUUUGGACCUUACUGGAUUACUUCUUGCGAUUCGAGUAUAUAUCGUUGGCUUAAUACUACAAACCCGCGAAAGAACGAGAUGAGUGCAGGAGAUACAUGUAUAGGAUGUUUAGUCUUUGCGUUCAUGCUAAGCCCUGUUAUCCUACAGGGCGCCGGAAGGAACGGUUCGGACUGGCUCCCAGGAAAAUCGUGCAGCACAAUCGAACCCAAACUAGACUGCUGCCGGGUACAAGUAAAUAAUAACAGCUAUCGCAACAGUACACCAUGCAGUUCUCCAUUCGUCCUCUCAGACCUUGACUCUACUGCGUACAGACUUCAUUCCGGUGCAUUUUCGAUCAUGCUGCUGCCUUUUGUGUUUGCAUGUUUUGAAAUCUGGUUUACCAAAGACGGGGAUAAUGAUAUUGGUUGCUGCGGUGUCUGUGGUGGACUUUGCUUCUUACUUUAUCCGGUUGCAGGUUUGAUGAGUUUCAUCGGAUGCAUGAAAGUUGUAGCGAAAUUCUCUGGCUCCAGCUUUGGACAAUCUUUUAAACUUAGUUUAUCAGCUGGAUUACUUGUGCUCGCAAUAACCGGCAUUCUCAUAUUCUUCAUCUGUUACAACAGAAGAAAAAAAGUGAAGCGUCCAGCUGCCAACGAUAGCCAAAUGCAGACGUAUGCUCCUGGCGGUGCUGGACCAUAUGACACUGGGCCUCCAACUGAGGUCCAGAUUCAGACCGUCAGAAGAGAAGAAACCCACGUUGUACAUGAUGGCAACGGCUUCGUUAUGUUUAUGAAGAGUAUCAACGUAUUUCAUUUAGUUACACAUCACGAGUAGACUUAUCAGCAAAUUCAAUCUAUGUUAUAUGUAUGCAAAGACACGUGCAAUAUGUGUCUGAUGAUAUAUGCCUGCUAAACAAAAGAAAGACUGUUUUGUUUUGAAUUCACUAAUACUUUACAUUAAGAAUGUAUAUAUUGUUAUAAUUAAAAUCAAAAUGUGCACAUAGCGACCAAAUUGACUUAUAUAUAUAUUCGAAUUUCGGGAGGAAAUGGUAGCAUCCCGGGACCCGGAACAUCCGGUCACCUAUGUAGACAGCUUUUAUCUAAGUCCUUUAAAGAAUCAGUUAUCCUAUAACUUGUUUAGAUCUAUGAAAUGCAGAUAAAAAUCGUUUCACUCUGAGUGAAAUGUAUGAAGCAGUUGUUGAAAUACGUUAGGAAUUUAUCCAUUAUUAUGUAUACAACAUUAUGAAACAUUUUUAAUGGCCAUUCUGAAGAAAGAAAAAAUCAUUUUGUGAGGCUUUAUGUGUUAACCUGUGCCUUUAACAAAAAAUACAUUUUUGUCACAGCUUAAAUAACUCAUACGACCAGUGAUACUAAUUUUCUACGCUAAUGCAAGAUAAGAGGCAACUGCAAAAUUAGUAUAUGAGACUCAUCACACUUUUAGUACAGAUUUCUAAUAUCUUUUUUUCUACUAUUUAAUUGAGUUAUCUUAUUUAGCAUACUUUAUAUAAGACAUCAUAAUCUACAAAUGUAAUAGAAACGAGUUAAGCUAUAUUCUUUGCUUUUUUAAAAUACUGCAUUAGAUCUAUAAUUAUUAUUUUUAUUUCCGUGAAAGAUUUUGUGAUAUGGAUACGAAUGUUAUAUAACAUUAAAUGUACAAUAAAUGUUAUGUUAUCAUUAUAUUAUUUUUACCUAUGUAACUUACAAUAACAAGUUAUAGCUAAUGCAUCUUGGGAUUGCUCUAUAUCAAAUAUAUUAGACAACCCGGAUAGAAAUAGAUCUACAUAACAUAUAAUUGAUCUGUUUUUGCUACUGAUCGGAAUCACAUCACGAACAGCAUAUCAUAAUUUGUAGAUGUAUUUAUAUAGUGUCUGAAAUUAUUUUUUGUCCGGUAGGAUCGCAGUACUUCUACAGGCACCUGACCAAUUUAAUUUUGUAAUUAUGUACUAAUAAUAAUAUAAUUAUAAUAAGUAGUAAAAUACAA
Ruditapes philippinarum (Manila clam) is the source of this 2051-nucleotide messenger RNA. RefSeq lists its product as uncharacterized. The record is from RefSeq and is a predicted model, not a curated record. Bases 174 to 905 code for a protein of 243 amino acids. NCBI's taxonomy places the organism in Eukaryota, Metazoa, Mollusca, Bivalvia, Venerida, Veneridae. The transcript has 4 exons.